CUUUCACUCUUUGUUGUUCCCUCCUCCGCUCCUCCACGCCUCGCCGUCGCCACCAUGUGUGGGAUUCUGGCAGUGCUCGGCUGCAUCGACAACUCCCAGGCCAAGCGCUCCCGCAUCAUCGAGCUCUCUCGCAGGUUGAGGAGUGGAUUGCACUGCUAUUGAAAUUGUUAUCUUGCUCAUCAACGUUUGGCGAUUGUGACCCUGCUUCUGGUGAUCAGCCGCUUUACAAUGAAGACAAGACUGUUAUUGUCACUGUCAAUGGUGAGAUAUAUAACCAAAGCAAUUGAGAGAAAAUCUGAAGUCACAUCAGUUCCGAACUGGCAGUGACUGUGAAGUGAUUGCACAUCUUUAUGAAGAACAUGGAGAGGAGUUUGUAGACAUGUUGGACGGCAUGUUUUCCUUUGUCCUCCUUGACACAAGAGACCAAAGUUUUAUCGCAGCUCGAGAUGCAAUUGGUAUCACCCCCACUUUAUAUGGACUGGGGUCUUGAUGGAUCAAUUUGGUUUGCUUCAGAAAUGAAAGCUUUAAGUGAUGAUUGCGAAAGAUUCAUAUAUUUUCCUCCUGGGCAUAUUUACUCUAGCAAGCAAGGAGAACUUAGAAGGUGGUACAAUCCACCCUGGUUUCUGGAACAGACACCAUCGGCUUCUUAUGAUCCCCUAGUUUUACGUAAGGCUUUUGAGAAGGCUGUGGUUAAGAGACUUAUGACAGAUGUACCAUUCGGUGUUCUUUUGUCUGGAGGACUGGACUCAUCACUUGUUGCUGCAGUGGCUAGUCGCUAUUUGGCUGAUUCAGAAGCUGCAUGUCAGUGGGGAUCACAGUUGCACACGUUUUGCAUUGGCCUGGAGAGCUCGCCAGAUUUGAAAGCAGCGAGAGAAGUUGCAGAUUAUCUUGGGACUCGUCAUCAUGCGUUUCACUUUACUGUCCAGGUAAUUGAUGAAGGAUGCAAGAAUAAUUCUACUCAGGCUUAA
This is a messenger RNA of Malus domestica (apple), 968 nucleotides long. The record is from RefSeq and is a predicted model, not a curated record. Lineage: Eukaryota; Viridiplantae; Streptophyta; Magnoliopsida; Rosales; Rosaceae.